AUGGCUCUCUACUCUUUCGUUGACCUAGCGCUAUGUCUACUUGUUUCUCUUCUGGCUGUUCCAGCAUUCGCAAGUCCUGUGAACAGUACAGCGUUCACCGAACUUAGUGGAAAGGCCCGCGGCAUUUUGGAGCGUUCGACUCCUGCUGCACCUCAUUGGGUUGUAUACGCCGAUGCAUACCAGUCGGGGGUUACUGGACCACCAGCAGCGUCAGCAAUUGAGGGUUUCAAUGUCUUCGCGUUGUCCUUUCUUCUUAUAGAAGGGGCAUGGGACAAGGCCGCCGAAUGGACAACGCUCACAAGUUCUGAGAGAUCGGCUAUCAAAGCAGAAUAUGCCGCCGCUGGCAUAUCACUUAUAGUGUCCGUCUUUGGUUCUACCGAUAUUCCAACCACCACCGGAGCGGAUCCGGUCGCGACUGCCAACACCAUGGCUGCAUGGGUCAUUGAAUACGACUUGGAUGGUAUAGACGUUGAUUACGAGGACUUUGCCGCUAUGAACUCAGGUGUAGCCGAGGCCUGGUUGACGAGUUUCACUACCCAGCUGCGGGUGCAUCUUCCUCAGGGUUCCUACAUCCUCACCCAUGCUCCCGUUGCCCCUUGGUUCACGCCCACCCAUUAUCCUGGCGGCGGAUAUUUGAAAGUGCACGCGAACGUCGGAAGUUUAAUCGAUUGGUAUAAUGUUCAAUUCUACAACCAGGGAGCCACUGAAUACACGACCUGCACCGGGUUACUGACCACUUCGUCUUCGACAUGGCCCAAGACUGCCUUGUUCCAGAUCGCCAAUAGCGGUGUCCCCCUUAAUAAACUGGUCAUUGGAAAACCAGCGACGGCUAGCGAUGCAAGCAGUGGUUAUAUGACUACCUCGACUCUAGCAUCCUGCUUACAGACUGCGAGGAAUCAGGGUUGGAAUGCCGGCGCGAUGGUGUGGCAGUACCCUGACGCUGGAGUAUCUUGGAUUGCUACAGUUCGCUCUCUUUCUUGGGCUGUUUGA
Desarmillaria tabescens is the source of this 990-nucleotide messenger RNA. RefSeq names its product glycoside hydrolase family 18 protein. The transcript is spliced from 12 exons. The coding region runs from base 1 to 990 and encodes 329 amino acids. Gene Ontology annotation, molecular function: hydrolase activity, hydrolyzing O-glycosyl compounds. Gene Ontology annotation, biological process: carbohydrate metabolic process. The record is from RefSeq and is a predicted model, not a curated record. Lineage: Eukaryota; Fungi; Basidiomycota; Agaricomycetes; Agaricales; Physalacriaceae.